This is a messenger RNA of Girardinichthys multiradiatus, 1472 nucleotides long. RefSeq names its product prefoldin subunit 2 (gene pfdn2). NCBI's taxonomy places the organism in Eukaryota, Metazoa, Chordata, Actinopteri, Cyprinodontiformes, Goodeidae. Gene Ontology annotation, molecular function: protein folding chaperone. The record is from RefSeq and is a predicted model, not a curated record. The transcript is spliced from 4 exons. Bases 73 to 558 code for a protein of 161 amino acids. Gene Ontology annotation, biological process: protein folding. Gene Ontology annotation, cellular component: prefoldin complex; cytoplasm.
UGCGCACAGGCAGUCUCAUGGGCCCCCUUUUGCACAUCUAGACUCGGGUCCUACUGGGGAGCACCUUCCAAGAUGGCAGCCAACAGCAGCAACACGGGUAACAAGUCUAGCAGCAGCGGUGGAGGAAAACAGUCCGGCCCGUCGGCUGAACAGGUGGUGGCAACAUUUCAGAGGAUGCGUCAGGAACAGCGCAACAUGGCGUCCAAAGCUGCAGAGCUGGAGAUGGACAUCAAUGAGCACAGUUUAGUAAUUGAAACUCUAAAGGAGGUGGAUCCUUCCAGGAAAUGUUUUCGUCUAGUAGGAGGAGUGUUGGUGGAGAGAACAGUGAAAGAAGUUCUACCUGCACUAGAAAACAAUAAAGAACAGAUUACCAAACUAAUCGAGAGCAUCAACACGCAGAUGCAGGCGAAAGGACGGGAGCUCACAGAAUACAGAGAACGCUACAACAUCCGUCUGGUUGGAGAGGGCGAAGGGGAGGGUCAGGGCCAGUCUGCAGCGUCGUCCAGCAACAGCGAGGAAGGCGGAUCUAAAAGCGGAGCGGGAGUUUUGGUGUCAUAGCUUAAUAAGAUGGACAGCGACAGCAGGGCCCUCUGAUUUCUGCAUCGCCAAAAACAACAACAACAAAAAAAGAAUAAAACCUCAGUGGAAAAUCAGAACUUCUUACAGGAAAACUUUGGAUUGGGGGAUUUACUGUAAUUUCAGAAAAAUAUAAUAAAUUUGAGUUUUCACAUCAGGUUCAAGCAACUGUACUCAGUCUGUAUGUUUGGUUAUAAAUGGUAAUGUUUGUCCUGAUCUGAGGGUGUCCUGCAUGGAUAUUUUUUUCUGAAAUACCGUCAAGAACAAUUCACAAUUAAAUGCAUACCAUCUGUAUUUUAAGGUGACUGACUUUCUUAUAAGCAGUUUACUGUAAUUUUCUUCUGUACUGCUGAGUUAAAAAUAACUUCAAAUACCAAGAACAUCUCUGUGGCUAUUGCCAUUGAUAUUUUUAUGAAAACGUACAUUGGUAUUUCCUACACUUCAGCUUUUGCACUCUUACCUUACACACAGUUGACUGUGCAGGGCUCUACAGCAUUUUUCAGUUGUCCAAACUGUCACCCUUGGAAUUAAAGAAAAGCAUUUUGGGCAUUUUGACACCAUAUUUUGAGCAUGAACUAGUGAAAAUGCAUCACGAUGUUUAAUAAAAUAAAUGUGUUACUGCAGAUGCAGUUGUAGGUUUGUUUGUACUACUUCUGAGGCCUUAAUAUGAAGAUAUAAGCUCUGUAUUGACAAGCAACAAAACAACAUCCUCAGAGGCCGCCCCACUUUGUCAGCUGAAUAGUUUUUCAUUCUUGUAUUAGUGACUCAGGCCAGGACUCUCGAAGGUUUAAAUGCUGAAUUACUUCCUAGGCCCUGAUGUGUACUGAGACCAAGGUUUCUGUGUAGUAAUGACAGCAGCCUUUGUUGUUGCAUGAAAUAAAAAAUGUUCGGAUUCA